This is a messenger RNA of Medicago truncatula (barrel medic), 963 nucleotides long. RefSeq lists its product as uncharacterized. The transcript has a single exon. Bases 228 to 719 code for a protein of 163 amino acids. The record is from RefSeq and is a predicted model, not a curated record. Gene Ontology annotation, molecular function: RNA-DNA hybrid ribonuclease activity; nucleic acid binding. Lineage: Eukaryota; Viridiplantae; Streptophyta; Magnoliopsida; Fabales; Fabaceae.
UAGAGAAAUCAACCAAAUCAAAAACGAAAACUGGAUUUUUAAAGAAACGGCUCAUAAGCUUCCAAAAUGAAUGAGAGGAUUGUAAAUAGGCAAGGAUGCUAAAUAAAUGGUACUUGUUAAAGAAUUAAACAACCUUUGACAAUAAAAAAGAAUAACAACCUUCAAGCAAUGAAAACUGGCCUCUUUGUCGACUCUCCUACAACAUUCAUAGCAUAGUGGACUCCUUCAUGUAUUGUUCUAGCGUCAUCCUUAAUGUUGAUGAUAGUUGUCUGGGUACCCCCUUGAGAGCUGAUUUUGGUGGUGUCAUUCGAAAUCAUGCUGGAAUUUAUUUAUCAGGUUUUUCCGAAUAUAUUCCUAACUCAUCUGACAUCUUAUAUGUUGAGCUUUAUGCUAUCUACCAGGGCCUAAUUUUGGCAAGAAACUUAAAUAUUGGUGAUCUCGUCUGCUACAAUGACUCUUUGCAUUGUAUCAACCUCCUUAAGGGUCCUAUUCUGAAUUUUCAUGUCUAUGCGAUUUUGAUUCAAGAUGUGAAAGAUUUGAUGGAGCAAAAUAAUGUCAUUGUUUACCACACUCUUAAGGAAGGUAAUCAAUGUGCGGAUUUCAUGGCCAAGCUUGGAGCCUAUUCGGAUACUGAGUUGUUCUACCAUUCCUCCCCUCCAGAUGACCUUUUGAAUCUCCUUAGGAUGGACGCGGCCGAGACUUUCUUUUCUAGAGAUUAGUCCUUUUUGUGUUUGUUUUCUGUUUUUCUUUUUUCUAUUUUUCCUUCCCUUUUGCAUUGUAACCAAAAAACAAGCAAGAAUUUAAAGUUAAAGGGAAGCCUUGGUACAACGAUAAAAUUGCUUUCAUAUGACCGAAAUAUUACGAGUUUAAGUCAUGAAAACAUCCUCUUAUAUAAAAACGAAGUAAAUUGUAUACAAUAUACUAAAUUGUGGAACCUUUUUUGAUCCCUGCGUAUACGGCAAU